This is a messenger RNA of Fusarium poae, 765 nucleotides long. RefSeq lists its product as uncharacterized. The transcript has 2 exons. The coding region runs from base 1 to 765 and encodes 254 amino acids. The record is from RefSeq and is a predicted model, not a curated record. Lineage: Eukaryota; Fungi; Ascomycota; Sordariomycetes; Hypocreales; Nectriaceae.
AUGAUGUCCAUCGGACAAGACGUGCAGGAGAAGUUAAGAGCGGCCCAGAGAAACCAUGAACGCAAGAGGAUGGAGCUGAAGGCAGCACAGGAUGAGUUAGAAGAGGUCAAGGCUACGUACCACACUUGGGAGGCAGAUAUCCAUGCCGAGACAGAAAAGGCCGACAAGAUCGCGGAAAGCCUCAAACAGGUCAAGCUCCAUAAAGAACACCAUGAUUUCUUGGAAAGACUAAUCAGAGGUGGCCCCAUGACGACAAAGAAACUUAUUGAUGCUGAGAAAGAUGUUGGACUAAACUUUGAAACUGAGAAUGCCACUGAUGAGGUGUGGUUUCCCAUACAAUUUCGACCGCGCACCGGAUUGAAAUCCUUACGGGGUCUCCGCACCCUACUUAUCAUCACGGAAACGGCAAAUCAAAACAAUAUACCACUCGACUCACUCUGGAGACCAGGUGGUGCCCUUUACCGCGCCCUCAAUCAGACCACCCACACCCUCUUAUCGAAACAGUCAAGGGUGGCUCUUGAGUUCCUACAACAAGACUUACUUCCUCGUCAGUUAGAUGCCCUACAGUCAGCCUCUGGGGCUCCUGACAAUCAGCCUGCGAACGAUUCUGGUCAAAACGAUACAGCUAGCACCAUGGACGAUGGAAAUACCAAUACAGAAAACCCCACAAACAAUCAAGAUACCAAUACCGAAAACCCAACAGACGAGGUUAACCGCUUCGCGAUCGAUUACAUACUUAAUCCCGAUGAGCCCGCCGCCGAGUAG